This is a messenger RNA of Melitaea cinxia (Glanville fritillary), 1189 nucleotides long. RefSeq names its product ribonuclease H2 subunit B. The coding region runs from base 186 to 1115 and encodes 309 amino acids. NCBI's taxonomy places the organism in Eukaryota, Metazoa, Arthropoda, Insecta, Lepidoptera, Nymphalidae. Gene Ontology annotation, biological process: ribonucleotide metabolic process; RNA catabolic process. Gene Ontology annotation, cellular component: nucleoplasm; ribonuclease H2 complex. The record is from RefSeq and is a predicted model, not a curated record. The transcript has 5 exons.
CCUACUAGUACAACACCUGUGGUGUUUUGUACCUUAAUGGAACCGUGGAACGGCAAUUUCGGCGGUCGUGGUCGAUAACGUUGUGGGCCGUAGGUGGAUCGCGCCCAUUGAGUUUCGUAAACUUGCAAAUGUCAAAUAUACGUGCGGCGGGAAAAUAGGCAUAUCUUACAUAUUACUAAACUAAAAUGUCUACUAGAUCUAAAAAGAAAUUAUCACCUGCUGAUACAAAAGAAUCACAAGUUAUUAAAAAACGAGUGGAAAACUCAUGGAUUCUUUUAGCAAAGGAAUCAUUACUCAAUAACACCAGUUUUAGUAUAAUAACUCUGCCUCAUCCUGCCCAUGGUGGUCCUGCAAAGUAUUGUUUAAAUGACUCUGACCACAAGAUUUAUGAAAUUGUAACAUUCAAAGAACCUUAUCGAUCUUGGUUUAUAGAAGAUACUGUCAAAUCUGAUGGGAGCUUGUUGAUGACCACUCCGAUAGAUCCAUUAUUUUUAGUGUUACCUAGAUUACGGGAACAAUGCAGCAAUAGAGCAAUUCCAUUAGAAGAUUUACUGUCUGAGAAGGGCUUUGAUAAAAUUCUUGACUUUGUUGUAAACCUAGAUAGGAUUGCUGAUUUAAAGGGUCCAGCUGACAUUAAAGCCUAUAAAUAUAAUGAAGAAAAGACUUUAAACUGGUUAGAAAGUAAAGUCCAUAAACUAGCAGAUUUUUUAAAGAAAAAAAACAUACAUGUCACAGCUGGUGCUGUAUCUGCAACAUUUGUGUCAAGUAGUGUUAACAACGACACUAUUGAUGAAGAAUUUUAUCUUAAAUACGCCAGUGGAAUUAUAUCUGAGUAUCUUCAAGAUGAUGUCAUAGAGAAAUUAGAAAAGCGGUUUGAUUUCAAAACAGAACUAAUAGAAUAUGUUGGUAAUAAAAGGAAAUCCGAGGUCGAAAGUAGUGAGACAAAUAAAAGGAUUAAACAUGAAAACAAUGGCGAUUCUGAAGAUAUCAAAGUUCCUGUUAACAAUCAAGCACCGGAAACAAAGAAGCCUAAAACAUUAACAGCAAAAGAAAAAGCGAGACAAAAAGCUGCUAGUGGAACUAAAACAAUAUCUUCUUUCUUUUGUAAAAAGUAAUGCUAUUACCUAUUUUUUUAUUAAAUCAGGAAUGAAUUACCUAUUAUAAUAAAUAAAGUAUGAAAAUUGUAGAA